This is a messenger RNA of Penicillium olsonii, 2181 nucleotides long. Lineage: Eukaryota; Fungi; Ascomycota; Eurotiomycetes; Eurotiales; Aspergillaceae. The record is from the annotation of a GenBank genome assembly.
AUGAGAUUGCAAUGGGCAGGGCUCCUCCUUGGAGCCUCUGUUGGCGGUGUCAAUGGCAUGGCUGAAUACAUGGCCGAGGCCAUGAGAGGUGAACGCAUCAGCGGCUUCGGCAAAACCGACAACCCUUCCUUCGUGCCUGAGUUCACGGACGAGUCGCCUCCAUACAAUGGAAUUCGAAUCCCUCGCCAGGAUUGGAACGUGAUGUGUAGCAGCUCCGCUGACAAGUCUCUGUGCAAACACGCCGUCGAUGGCAAGCGCAAGACUGCUUGGCGCAGUGAGCCUUCCUCCAAGGGCCACAGCUUCAUCAUCGACCUUGGCGCCUCAUACCAAGUGAGCGCCGUUGUCAUUCUCCCGCCCACCGAUUCCGGCAAGGAAGGUCUCAUCACCCAGCACAGCAUCUGGACCAGCGAUGACCACCAGAAUUGGUACGGCCCUGUCGCGUACGGAAUGUGGCCCAACACCAACCGACAGCGCAUGGCGGCCUUCGAUCCCUUGUCCGCCCGAUACGUGCGUAUCUCGGCUGAGGCUGAUGACUCGAACCCUUGGGUUGGUAUCGCCGACCUCAACAUCUAUGGAACUCUGUACUCUAUCACUAAGGACCCUUCUCUUGGUGUCUGGGGCCCUACCCUGGAUUUCCCUAUCGUGCCUGUCUCCGGUGCUCAGGAGGGAUCUGGCAGACUCGCUCUCUGGUCAUCCUGGGCUGACGACCAAUUCCACUCGACUCCUGGUGGCCAGACUGUCAUGACUCGCUGGAACCCUUUGACCAACGAGGUUUCGAAGCGCACCAUCACCAACACUCACCACGACAUGUUUUGCCCUGGUAUCGCUUACGAUGGCACAGGCAUGAUGGUUGUCACUGGUGGUAACGAUGCCUCCGAGACCAGUCUGUACGAUGCUACCAAGGACGAGUGGAGCCGCGCGGAAGAAAUGAUUCUUCGUCGCGGUUACCAGGCUUCCACCACUCUGUCUGACGGUCGCGUCUUCGUCAUUGGUGGAUCCUGGGCUGGUGGCUCGAACGUCCCUAAGGAUGGAGAGGUCUAUGACCCAGCAACCCAGAACUGGACCAUGAUUGCUGGCGCCACUGUCAAGGACAUGCUGACUCAAGAUAUGGAAGGCCCCUGGCGUCAGGACAACCAUGGCUGGCUGUUUGGAUGGAAGGAUCUGAGCAUCUUCCAAGCCGGACCUAGCAAGCAGAUGAACUGGUACUCCGCUCACGGCAACGGCAGUGUCAAGGCUGCGGGCAACCGUCUCGACGAUGAGGACUCCAUGUCCGGUAACGCUGUCAUGUUCGACGCUGUCAAGGGUAAGAUCCUCACCAUUGGAGGUUCCCCCGACUACGACAAGUCCUGGGCCACCCCUGCCGCCCACAUCAUCACCCUGGGUGAGCCUGGUGAGAAGCCCAAGGUCCAGCUCGCUGGCAAGGGAGAGAUGCACUUCGAGCGUGUGUUCCACACCUCGGUUGUUCUCCCCGACGGAACUGUUUUCAUCGCCGGUGGUCAAGCCUAUGGUGUCGCCUUCAACGAGGAGAACGUCCGAUUCGUCCCCGAGAUCUACGACCCCAAGACCGACACUUUCCACAAGAUGCAGCAGAACAACAUGGUCCGAGUGUAUCACACCGUGUCCAUCCUGCUGCCCGAUGCCCGUGUCCUGAACGCCGGUGGUGGUCUCUGCGGUAACUGCACCGCCAACCACUACGACGGUCAACUCUUCACCCCUCCCUACCUCCUGACUGCAUCCGGACAGCCCAAGCCCCGUCCCGAGAUCCUCGGCGGCCUCAAGAACAGAGUCACUGUCGGUGACACCCUCCGAUUCAAGACUUCGACCUACAUCCAAUCUGCCUCCCUGAUCCGUCUGGGUACCGCUACUCACACCGUCAACACCGAUCAGCGCCGCAUUCCCCUCGACGUGUGGCCCACCUCCUUCUUCCGCAACAACUGGAAGGUGUCCCUGCCCAGCGACUCUGGUAUUCUGAUUCCCGGAUACUGGAUGCUCUUCGUCAUGGACCGCGACGGUACUCCCAGCAUUGCGAAGAUUAUGAUGAUCGGCGUCGACGGCCAGAAGACCAUCCAAUCCCCUGACCUUAUGGAGAUGGAGGAUGCGGAGAACUGUGAGCAUGAACCCAAGUCUUUUUGGCAAUCUUGGAGACCGAAGCUAAUUAUGCAGACAUCGGGUCGUCUCUGA